This is a messenger RNA of Staurois parvus, 260 nucleotides long. The record is from the annotation of a GenBank genome assembly. NCBI's taxonomy places the organism in Eukaryota, Metazoa, Chordata, Amphibia, Anura, Ranidae.
UGGGGCCCCCAGGCAAUAGGGGAUCAUGGGGCCCCUGUCUCCUUGCCCAAACUCAAAAAAGCCUAUAAAAAUGGUACCAGGGGCAUCUCAUGGGGCCCCCUACUGACCCUGGGCCCUCGGGCAGUGCCCGAGUUUCCAAAUGGUCAGUCCGCCCCUGCUGUUGACCAUCUACCUUGAGUUGUUAUUUGAUCAAACGUUUAUUGCUGUACUACUAAUGAAUAUAUUAUAAUUUAAUUGAUAAAUAUGUCCGUUAAUUAGAA